AUGGUGCUGUUCGAGCUGAUUCACCCCGCUCCAUUGACAGAGAAAGUGCAAUCCCGCCAGGGGAAUGUAUAUCUGUACAGGGCCAUGUGGCUAAUUGGCUGGAUACCGCCGAAGGAGGGUCUCCUGCGGUACGUGUACCUCUUCUGGACCUGUGUGCCCUUCGCCUUCGGGGUAUUCUAUCUGCCCGUCGGCUUCAUCAUCAGCUAUGUGCAGGAGUUCAAGAACUUCACGCCCGGCGAGUUCCUCACCUCGUUGCAGGUGUGCAUCAAUGUGUAUGGCGCCUCGGUGAAAUCAACUAUCACCUACAUAUUCCUCUGGCGAUUGCGGAAAACGGAGAUGCUAUUGGAUGCAUUGGACAAGAGGCUGGAUAGCGAUAGCGAUCGCGAGAAGAUACACAAUAUGGUGGCCCGGUGCAAUUAUGCCUUCCUGAUCUACAGUUUCAUAUACUGCGGUUAUGCGGGAUCCACUUUCCUUUCCUAUGCACUGAGUGGUCGUCCUCCUUGGUCGGUCUAUAAUCCAUUUGUGAACUGGCGCGAUGGCCUGGGCAGCCUGUGGAUCCAGGCGAUAUUCGAGUACAUCACCAUGUCCUUUGCCGUACUGCAGGAUCAGCUAUCCGAUACGUAUCCCCUGAUGUUCACCAUUCAGUUUCGAGCGCACAUGGACAUACUUAAAGAUCAUGUGCGAAAUCUAAGAAUGAAUCCGGAGCGAAGUGAGGCCGAUAACUAUCAGGAUCUGGUAAACUGUGUCAUGGAUCACAAGAUGAUCUUGAGAUGCUGUGAUAUGAUUCGACCCAUGAUAUCCCGCACCAUCUUCGUGCAAUUCGCACUGAUUGGUUCUGUUUUGGGUCUGACUCUGGUCAAUGUGUUCUUUUUCUCGAACUUCUGGAAGGGCGUGGCCUCACUCCUGUUCGUCAUCACCAUCCUGCUGCAGACAUUUCCCUUCUGCUACACCUGCAAUCUGCUAAUUGACGACGCCCAGGAGUUGGCCAACACGAUUUUCCAAUCCAACUGGGUGGAUGCAGAGCCGCGUUACAGGGCCACUUUGGUGCACUUUAUGCACCAUGUCCAGCAGCCGAUUAUUUUCAUAGCAGGAGGCAUAUUUCCCAUCUCCAUGAACAGCAACAUAAGCGUGGCCAAGUUCGCCUUCAGCAUCAUUACAAUAGUGCGACAAAUGAAUCUGGCCGAGCAGUUCCAGUAAAAUUAGCUCACAAAAAUGAUUUCGAAUUAUCCCACACACAGAAGUCCCAAAAAAGAGGCCCCCCAGCUAUUCUUUAUACCCGUGAUUUGCAUAAAAUGUGUAUAUGUUGUGGCUUAUCUCAUAAGAUUUUGGCUGAUUUAGUUGGUAAAUGGUAAUGGCCAUGGCAAAGGAUGUGAAAGUCAAACUAAAUUUGCAAAUUGCGUAGCAGACGGAAAUUACAACAGCCAGACGUCGACGAGUGUAACAACAAGCAGUCUGAGCAAAAUGGGCUAAAGGCUCGCAAAAUAUUUCACUCGGGGAAAAACGAGGAGGAGGAUGAGGAUGAAGCAACCACAGGAAGUACAUAUAACCGUUUACAUAUUGUAUGCGAUUUUUAUUUAAAUUUUAUGUUAAACACGUGACUUGUAACCAGCCAAAAGGCGGAGUAGGAAAAUAAUAAUAUAAAACGGAUCGCCCAGACUGUGGCAAAAGCAAAUAUUAUGACAUAUUUUUGCG
Drosophila rhopaloa is the source of this 1692-nucleotide messenger RNA. RefSeq names its product odorant receptor 59b (gene Or59b). NCBI's taxonomy places the organism in Eukaryota, Metazoa, Arthropoda, Insecta, Diptera, Drosophilidae. Gene Ontology annotation, biological process: sensory perception of smell; detection of chemical stimulus involved in sensory perception of smell. The transcript has 3 exons. The coding region runs from base 1 to 1197 and encodes 398 amino acids. Gene Ontology annotation, molecular function: olfactory receptor activity; odorant binding. The record is from RefSeq and is a predicted model, not a curated record. Gene Ontology annotation, cellular component: plasma membrane.